CUAAGAACAGAUGCAUCAAUAACAUUAAUUUUAUAUGUUUUCCAGACUGUGACCUUGCUUGAUUUCCUUUCUUCAAAUGAAAUCUUUCUCUCUGACCUGAAUCUUAAUCUUUAUGCGCAACAUCUAAAUUCCCAUAAUCAUGCAGACCAUGGGUCAGUUUUACAUUGGGAUUUUGUGCCUUAAAUUAUCGCAAAGUGUUUGGAAUUCGAUUGCCCUCUCAUUUCUUUCAUACUAAUCUCCUGCAGUCACAGUCAUUUAUUCUUUUGUUGGGGUUAAAAGGAAACUUUUAUUGGUGUUUGGAGCUGCAUACUUUUGAGAACAUUGAGAUUACGCAAGUGUGUGUAAUUAGCUAAAUAUGGCUUCUGAUCUCCAAGGUAAAGCGAUUGUAAUCAUGGGUGUCAGUGGCGCUGGGAAAUCUACAAUAGGUGAGCUUCUGGCCAAAGCUUUGGACUGUAGUUUUCUGGAUGCUGAUGAUUUUCACCCUCAAUCAAACAAAGACAAAAUGCAUCAGGGAAUACCUCUAACAGAGGAAGACCGGAUUCCAUGGCUUGAAAUCCUACAAGAUGCUUUAAGGGAGAGCUUGAUCAGUGGAAAAACUGUUGUGCUCAGCUGUUCUGCUCUGCAGAAACAAUAUCGAGAAAUUCUUAGGUCUGCAGACUGUAAUUACCAUCAUGGAAGCUUUAACAGUGCAGUUAAGUUCGUGUUGCUGGAUGCCAAGGCUGAGGUGCUUGCGGAGCGAUUAGAUAAAAGAGCUGCAGAAGGGAAGCAUUUUAUGCCGGCAAAGCUGUUGCAAUCUCAGUUGGAGUUGCUUCAGAUAGAUGAUUCUGAAGCAAUAUGUAAAGUUGAUGCUACUCUAAAUCCUCAAGCACUUGUAAAUGCCAUAAAAACUUUGAUUUUCGGACCAAGAAAACCAAUUGCAUUAUAAGUGCAGUGUGAAUUCAAGAUCAGCCACUUCAAACUUGCUUCGUUACAAGAAAAGCCCAACUUGGUUCCAUUAAAGAUCAUGUGGCCGUACAGAUUUGUAGAUUUAAUCAUCCAAGGAAUUGAUUAGAAACUUCUAUACUUUGUUAUAUUAAAUCAUUGACAAGCCACAGAACUGGCUCUGUGUCAUUUGAUCGUA
Messenger RNA from Populus nigra (black poplar), 1120 nucleotides. RefSeq names its product gluconokinase. The transcript is spliced from 4 exons. Lineage: Eukaryota; Viridiplantae; Streptophyta; Magnoliopsida; Malpighiales; Salicaceae. Gene Ontology annotation, cellular component: cytoplasm. Gene Ontology annotation, molecular function: gluconokinase activity. The coding region runs from base 356 to 925 and encodes 189 amino acids. The record is from RefSeq and is a predicted model, not a curated record.